GAAUUCGUGAAUCUUGGCUUCCCCAACACACUGAAAUUCACUGAAAAUUCCCAGUCCACAAUCUCAUUCUCAUCCGCUCUCGCAGUUUUCACCCGCUAAACCCUCUCCCUCUCCCUCUCGCUCGCUCGCUCGCUCGCAGCUCGUACUUUCCGAGGUGGGUAUGGCGGACCCGAUCCCGAGUCAGCUGGAAAUGAUGGGCAGGGAGCUCAAGUGUCCUAUCUGCUUGAGCCUGUUGAAUUCUGCAGCUUCGCUCCUAUGUAACCACGUGUUCUGCAACUCAUGCAUUAUGAAAUCAAUGAAAUCUGGCUCUAAUUGUCCGGUUUGUAAGGUGCCCUAUCGUCGUAGAGAGGUUCGCCCAGCUCCACACAUGGACAGCUUGGUAAGCAUAUACAAGAACAUUGAAGUGGCUUCAGGAAUAAACAUUUUUGUCAGCCAAAAUGCGGCACCCGAUAAAUUAUCAGAUGGGGAGAACCAACUAGAGCAUUGUGAUGUUACGAGUAAUGGAGAUGUUGAAGUGUCUGGUCAUGAAGUAUCAGAGGGAAAAAGGACAUCCAAAAAGAAAGUACCAAGAAAAACAAAAGAAGAGUCCAACACAAUCAUAUCCAGUCCUAAUUGUGUAAAACCUUCCUUUCCGAAAAAGAAGAGGGUCCAGGUGCCGCAAUAUCCUUCUGCUGAAUCUUCGCUAUGUCCUCCAAAUCCAAAAGCUGGAUUAUGUGAAACUAAAGACAAUGAGAACACUUUGGCUUCAGCGAAGCAGAAACUAGCACUGAAUGAAAAGGGAGAGCAGUCAUUUUUGCCCUUUUUCUGGUUGAGGGAGGAAGAAGAUGCUGAGAAGCUGACUCAAUCUUCCGACAAUGAACAGCUCACAGGCAUAUCACCUCCUGAUGUUCCUUCUUUCAGUGAUAUGAAGGACUCAGAUGAUGAGUCUCCCUUUAAGUUGACUACUGAGGGAAACAAUAAUGGUAAUCCUGAGGCCAGAGAACUCUACGACAGUGAGAUGUUUGAAUGGACGCAAAGACCUUGCUCCCCUGAACUUUGUUCAAGUCCCAUUAAAGUUCAGGUAACUGGUAGUAAGAAAGAUUUCAAGGAAGCCUCACAACAAAAAAUUGUUAUUCAGACAAUUAGAAAUUUGGAUAAUCGAAUUGAUAUUGAUGAUGUGCCAUCCCCGGAUUUCCCUUCUGCGUCAAUGACUGAGAAUAAUCAUAUGAGGAAAUUUACAUCCAAAAAGAGAAGCAGAAAUAGGAGUGGAAAGUCCCAGAUGAACUCUAUGACUGGCAAUGCCAAGCACAGUCCUGCAGCUCGUCUUAGUUCAAAUGAAACAUUUGAAACCUGUCAUGAACAGCCAUCAUGGCAUAGUGAUGAAAAUAUUUUGAUGGAAAAAAACAAAUUGAAAAAGAGUAAGAAAUCGGUUUCUGUUAUUGGUCAAAUUAAGACAACAGAUGGAGAUGUUUCUGGUGAGAUUCCAGGCAAGGGCUGCAGUGUCACUGAAGUAGCUGAAACUCCAGCUUCGAAACAGGACAAUGAUGAUAAUACUAGCUCUUUCAAGACUGGAAAUAACCACAACCUUGACCUUCCAUUCCAGAAAGAUCAUCUUGCAAUGUUGAAUGAAAGAAAGCCAAUAUCUGCAGAAGAGAGAAUCAAUUUUGAAGGGCCCGCCAUCCAAGACCUAACCGACGAAAACUUGGUGCACAACUCAUCCCUUUCAACUUUUCCGUUGGUGAAUCUCACAGAGUCGUCUACAGUGAGAAAUAAGGAUGACAACAGCGAGGGAAUGAAGUCUGGAAAGUUGCUAACAGAUGAUCGAGGAUUGAGACUAAAGGAGAGUAAGAAAUGUAAUUCUUUGGUAAUCUCAGAUGCUGGGGUGGAUGAUGGGAAUCCAGAGGUUGGUGGUAAUGCGCAAGUUGAGGAAGCUCAAACAAAUCAUGACAUGAGAGUUGCAAGUGAGCUUCCAAUAGCUGAGAAGCUACAAGAUUCAGAUGAAAUGGUUUUGCGAAAAUGUGGGACCAUUCCCCGGGACGUCCAGUGUGCUUUCUGCCAGUCAUCAGAAUGCUCAGAGGCUUCAGGAGAGAUGGUCCACUACAGUAAUGGGGAGCCUGUUCCUGCAGAUUACAAUGGAGGAUCUAGGAUCAUACAUUCGCACAAGAAUUGCACUGAAUGGGCUCCUAACGUCUAUUUUGUGGAUGGUAAAGCUAUUAAUCUUGAAGCUGAAGUACUCAGGAGCCGAAGAAUAAAAUGUUGCUGCUGUGGAAUCAAAGGGGCAGCUCUUGGAUGCUAUGAGAAAAGUUGUCGCAAGAGUUUUCAUGUCACUUGUGCCAUGAAGAUCGCCCAAUGUAGAUGGGAUACUGUUAAUUUUGUUCUAUUGUGCCCGCUUCACUUUUCUUCUAGAUUACCAAUUGAAAUUCCCAGACCUCAAGAGAUGAAGAGUUCUUCAAAAGAAGAGCGAUCACAACUUGUUCAUGAUGGAAAUGACGAGAAGCAUCAGCAUGCCUCAAGCUCGAAGCGGAUCUAUUGUGGAUCUCACGACAAAAUAGUUCUGUGCUGUUCAGCUUUAACAAAAGCUGAGAGGGAAGCGGUUUCUCAAUUUGGGAGGGCAUCCAGAGCAACAGUGGUGCAAAAAUGGAAUCCAACUGUGACCCAUGUGAUUGCAUCAACAGAUGAAAAUGGAGCUUGCAAAAGGACGUUCAAAGUCUUGAUGGGUAUCCUGGAGGGCAAGUGGAUACUGAGUGUUGAAUGGAUAAAAGCUUGCAUGGAAGCAAUGGAACAUAUACAUGAGGAGAGAUAUGAAAUUAAUGCUGACAUUCAUGGAAUGAGGAACGGUCCUCAACUUGGAAGACAAAGAGUCAUUAACAUGCAACCAAAACUAUUUGAUGGGCUUAAGUUCUAUUUCAUGGGAGAUUUUGAUCCUUCAUACAAAGGGUACCUACAAGAUCUUGUAGUUGCUGCCGGCGGCACCGUGCUUCACAGAAAGCCCAUUCCUUGCGAUGAGCUAGCCCCCUUACCUCCAUCCAUUGCUUCAACCUUCAUAAUAUACAGCCUUGAGAUGCCAGACAAGUGUGGUCUGAGCAGGGAUAUGAUCAUCAAGCGCAGGUUGUCUAGUGCAGAGGCCCUCGCUAGAUCAACAGGAGCAAAAGUGGCAAGCAACUCAUGGCUUUUGGAUUCUAUUGCAGCAUGCAAGUUAGGAGAUCUCUGAUGAAAAUAUUCCUUGUUUGUUAUUUAAAGAGCUCCGCCAUUCCUCAUAGUUUUUUCGUUUCAUCAUAAAUGACAAAGCGAAUGGAUCGGGGCUCUUCUUUAGAACUGAUUUUAAAAAUGAAAGUUCCAUAUUUUUCGGUAUUGAUA
This is a messenger RNA of Eucalyptus grandis, 3336 nucleotides long. Its product is annotated as protein BREAST CANCER SUSCEPTIBILITY 1 homolog. NCBI's taxonomy places the organism in Eukaryota, Viridiplantae, Streptophyta, Magnoliopsida, Myrtales, Myrtaceae. The record is from RefSeq and is a predicted model, not a curated record. Gene Ontology annotation, biological process: positive regulation of transcription by RNA polymerase II; double-strand break repair via homologous recombination; negative regulation of fatty acid biosynthetic process. Bases 161 to 3190 code for a protein of 1009 amino acids. Gene Ontology annotation, molecular function: ubiquitin-protein transferase activity. Gene Ontology annotation, cellular component: BRCA1-BARD1 complex; plasma membrane; BRCA1-A complex. The transcript is spliced from 14 exons.